This is a messenger RNA of Lolium perenne, 988 nucleotides long. RefSeq names its product protein FAR1-RELATED SEQUENCE 5-like. NCBI's taxonomy places the organism in Eukaryota, Viridiplantae, Streptophyta, Magnoliopsida, Poales, Poaceae. The record is from RefSeq and is a predicted model, not a curated record.
AUGCACCUCGUGAAGAUGAACAAAGUUGGGGGAGACGAUGAUGUCGACGAAAGUAUGGAUGCAGAUGGUGUUGAUGUAGAAGAUGAUAAUGUAGAGCAAGAAGAAGAUGUUGACACUGAUAAUAUUCAGAGUGAUGUUGUGGAGGAGGCAACUGAUGACGAGAGAUUGGACUGUGGUUUUGUUGAUGAGGUCUUAGUUGGCGAUAAUUCUUCUUACGACUAUUACGGUGAUUCAGACUUGGAGACUAUAGAAGAACCUGUUAGAAGAAGACAUGUGAAAUCAGUUGGUAAGAAAAAGAAUGGAUCAGAGGAUGAAGAUGAGAGUGAUACAGAAGAUAAGAGAAAGUUUUACUGGGAAGUAAUGGAGAAGACCUUUGUGUCUGAGGCAGCUGCUUAUACUUUUUAUAAUGGAUAUGCUCGACAAGAGGGAUUCAGUGUAAGAAAGUUCAAGUUCAAAGAGACUAAGGGUGCUAACAAAAUAGUUCGCAGAAGGCGGUUUGUGUGUUCUCGGGAAGGAAAACGUAACAGCAAGUUUCUGACUAUGGACAACCGCACUCGUAGGUUGAGACCUUUGUCACGUUGCAAUUGUAAAGCGGAGUUGGAUGUGAAGCUUGAUAGAGGUUCGGGGGUUUGGCGAGUUGCAAAAUUUGUUUACAAGCACAGUCAUAAGUGUGCAGAACCGAGCGAGAGCCCAUUUUUAUGGUCACAUAGGAGGAUAAAAGAUUUCCGAAGCGGAGAUAUUAGCAUUGGCAGCAGCUGGGGUUAGGAAGCAUGUGAUCAUGGAUACCUUCCUCAGCAAGUAUGGUCGGUACACCACUGUUGGGUUUACGAGGAAGGACUUGUACAACAUGUGCUGCAGGGAGAAGAGAAAGUUACUUGCAGGUGGUGAUGCUAGCUCAGCCAUUGCCAUGAUGGAGAACCGGAGGAAGAAGUUUGCUGAUUUUUUUUUUGAGUACGACGUUGAUAGUAAAGGUCGUUUGAAAAGCUUG